AUGUUUCGACAAAGGACAAGCUCCCAAAAACCGGGGGAUGAUCUACUAGCCAACUUCCGACAGCAGUUCCCCGACCUUGCUGCCGUGACCACGUCGUCUGCUGCUCCGGGUAUUUCUCAGACUACCGGCGCUGAGAACGCUCCUGCUGUGCCUCUACCUGAACGACAAAACCUUGGUCAAGAUGCAUUCCGUGACCAAGAUCCGACCCCAAGGGCCACCAACGAUCCCUGGAGGUUUACUCCUUCUCUUCUAGAUCCCAACUCCAUGUCUUUCGCCAGCUUUGCCAACGCGCCUCCUGGAUAUUACACUCCUACUCCCGGAGGCACUAACACACUGUUCCACCCACAGGCUGGUGACUUACAUACGCCAACAUUGGGUUUGGGUAUGGGUUUGAACACGCCUCUAUCUAUGCCUACGUCGGGCGACUCCCUUCACCCCGGCUCCGCUCAACCAGUCAUGGAUAUGUCAGGCUUCCAGGCAUUGCAACCGCACCAAUUCCACCAUUUCAAUCCCUUCAUUCAAGCACCUCCACCUCAGCCAACAUUUGCACCAUCGAGCUUUGUCCAUCAAGAUACAGGCUACGAGACCAUGGAUCAAGAUGGGUCACCCAUGGACUCGGAUCCUUCAGAGGAGCGCAUGUCAUCCAUCGGCGCCACCCUUCAGAAGACGACUCCCAUGAUGAAUCUCCAGUCGCGGCAGUUCUCAAGUGGCCACAUGUCUCACCCUCUCCCUGCGUCGGCUGAGAAGUUCCGAUUCCAUUCAACCCUAAAUGCCCCUACAGCUAUGAUCAAGCACGCCGACGAAAUUCCUGUUACAUAUCUUAACAAGGGGCAAGCUUACUCGCUCUCUGUUGCUGAUACCAAUGCCACCAUGCCCGUUGCCCCUGGUACCAAGUACCGCACCUUUGUCCGUGUUUCUUUUGAGGACGAGCAACAACGACAACGGCCAGGUGUCUGCUGGGGCCUCUGGAAGGAAGGCAGAGGCACCAACGAGGCUCAUCAAAGAGGUGGAAAGCUCCAAGCAGUUGAAUAUGUAGAGGCUGGCCAGCCAGCUGAAGGCGACGAUAAGAGAACUCGUGUGGAGUUGGAGUCUUCUUCCUUUGACGGUUUCUGCGUCACAUGGACACCGGGAAUCAACGGUCCCCCUGAGGUUAACAUCGCAGUCCGCUUCAACUUCCUCUCGACCGAUUUUAGUCACUCAAAAGGUGUCAAAGGUAUUCCUGUGAGGUUAUGCGCAAAGACCCACCCCGUUCCCUGCGACCCCUCACAGCCAGCCGCCGAUGCCAACCCCGAAAUCUGCUACUGCAAGGUCAAGCUUUUCCGUGAUCACGGUGCUGAGAGGAAGCUUUCAAACGACGUAGCGCAUGUCAAGAAGUCUAUCGACAAGCUCAAGCAGCAAAUCGCCCAGGCUGAAAGUGGCCUCAAGGACUUUGGCAAGCGAAAACGAUCAAGUGGUGCCGCAAAGGUGGGAGAGCCUCAGCGACCUGGCAAAGUACAGAAGCACAAGCGAACAUGGUCCAUGUCUUCAGCUAGCUCUGCUGGAGGCGGUGCAAGAGUGACUAUGGAAGAAGACUUGCACUUCAAGCUUCAAACUCUGCAAGACAUGUUUACCAGUACACGUCCUGUCAGCGUAUUGUUCCUCAGAGGCGAUGAGCCGGACGACCCGGAUCUGCAUCCCGUAUCUCUUCCUGGAGAUAUCUCACCACUGACCAAGCCAGGUGAAGGCCCUAACUGGCAGGCCAGAAGUGGACGAAGCUCUGUCACAGGCUCUAUGAUUUCGCCUUCGCCUAGCUCUUUGUCUCUGGCGUCGCAGGCAUCUGGCAUUGGCGCUGGCAGUCAAUGGAAGAAUUUCGAUUCUGUGGCGGGCGCUGACAUGUCCCGCAAGGAAUCUGAGCAGCCCACAAGAGUUAACAAGGGCGACGAUGACGGCAGCCUCAGCGGAUGGAUUGAAGCCUUGGGCGUUGACGCUUCCUAUCGACCACCCCAGGAUCGCAGCCCUAAACCGGUAGCAUGCUUCUAUAUUCAACAACGGAACCCUAACGAGCCUAGCAAUGCGGGCUAUCACCGUGCUAUUUACUUGAUGCAGCGAACGCUCCAAGAACUCAACAACCGAAUUGCAGCCAAGUGGGGCAUCGACUCUUCCCGGAUCUUACGCACGAUUCAUUCCAUUCAAAACGGCCUCGAGGUGGAGAUGGACGAUGAUGUGGUUCAAGAGCUCAAGGAGGGCCAAGAUAUGACUCUCGAGAUUCAAGAAGUCAAUGGACAAUCUGCAAUCAAGAGGGAGUGGGAGAUGGCUGUCGAUCCUGUCGAAAGCAUCGCGGAACCCAGCGACAAAUCACAAAGUGGCUUCGUCCUUCGUCUCACUUUCUAA
Molecule: messenger RNA, 2370 nt
Organism: Fusarium coffeatum
Lineage: Eukaryota; Fungi; Ascomycota; Sordariomycetes; Hypocreales; Nectriaceae
Exons: 3
Coding region: 1-2370 (789 amino acids)
Biological process (GO): regulation of transcription by RNA polymerase II
Cellular component (GO): nucleus
Molecular function (GO): RNA polymerase II cis-regulatory region sequence-specific DNA binding; DNA-binding transcription activator activity, RNA polymerase II-specific
Source: RefSeq, a predicted model, not a curated record